Messenger RNA from Notolabrus celidotus (New Zealand spotty), 2865 nucleotides. It is a transcript of the gene arid4b, whose product is annotated as AT-rich interaction domain 4B. Gene Ontology annotation, molecular function: transcription cis-regulatory region binding. NCBI's taxonomy places the organism in Eukaryota, Metazoa, Chordata, Actinopteri, Labriformes, Labridae. The transcript has 11 exons. The record is from RefSeq and is a predicted model, not a curated record. Gene Ontology annotation, biological process: regulation of transcription by RNA polymerase II. Gene Ontology annotation, cellular component: nucleus. The coding region runs from base 1 to 2670 and encodes 889 amino acids.
AUGCUUACAAGCCAGAGCUCUGCAGACUCCUACUGUUCAAACCAGGCUGAGGAGAAACCCGACUUGAGCCGAAACAAACUGGAGCCAGAACCUUCGCAGCCGGAGGGAAAGGAGAGCGGGAACGAGGAGGAGGAGGAGGAGGAAGACGAGGAAGACUCCCCGCUCAAGGGGGACGCGGACGAGGGCUCGUCCACGUCGGCUCGCCUCGGGGCGGAGAGCGUGAAGCAGGAGCGCGGUGAGGAGCAGGAGAGCAAGGACAACUCUGGGGAUGACAGCAGUCAGGAAGGUCAGGAAGGGGAGGAGUUUGAGUGUUACCCCCCGGGGAUGAAGGUGCAGGUGAGGUAUGGGCGAGGCCGCAAUCUGAAGACGUACGAGGCCACUGUGAAAGAGGCAGACGUGGAGGGGGGAGAGGUGCUCUACCUGGUGCACUACUGUGGCUGGAACGUCAGAUACGAUGAGUGGAUCAAAGCCGACAAGAUUGUGCGUCCGGCGAACAAGAACGUACAAAAGAUAAAGCACCGCAAAAAGAUAAAGAACAAAGCAGAGAGGGAGCGAGACCGGCUGGAGAGGCUCAAUGACAGAGACGUCCUCGGCCCGUCUAACCGGCUCCCACGCUCCAAAUGCGGCCUGAGUCAGGAUGUGUUUUCCAAGAUGGACGAGGGUGAGGACAAAGGGACUCAGCAGUCUCCAGUCAAGUCUAUAGAAAUUACUUCUAUCCUCAAUGGCCUGCAAGCCUCCGAGGUCUCCACGGACGAGAGCGAGCGCGAGGACGAGGACGGGGACGGGGAGCAGACGGAGGAGGAUCGCCUGAGCAGCAGAGGAAGCCUGAGGAAGGGCCCGCCGGAGCCGCCGCAGACGUCGGAGCGCUGGGAGAGCGGGGCCGCACCUGAAGGAUCCAAACCUCCUCCGGUCUCAGGGAAAAACCACGACCCGGUCUCUGCAGAGAGCGCAGAUGCCGGGAAGAGACGGAGCCAACCCGAGGUGGAAGGGGAGGCGAGCAGCAGGAAGAGGAAGUCCGACUCUGCAGCAGAGAGGCCCGCUAAAGGACCAUCCAAAGCCAAGACCAGGAACACCAGGAGCGCAGACUGGCUGCCCGGAGGAUCUCCGAGGAAGCUGGAGGGAGAGAGACCGCCUCCAGGGGAGGAGAGCAGCAGCUCGGAUGAUGAAGCUGCAGCCGGUGCAAAGUCCCAGACGGGGGAGAGCGAGCGGAGGCCGAAGACCAAAGGUUCCCCUUCGAAGAAGUACAACGGCAUGAAGGAGAAGAGCAAGGCCGGCAGGCAGGCCGGAUUCUGGGAGAUCCCUGAGAAGAGAGCGAAGACGUCGGGGCCGGCCGAGGAGAGACCAGCUGUCCGCUCUAAAGGACAGAAGGACGUGUGGUCCAGCAUUCAGGCCCAGUGGCCCAAGAAGACUCUGAAGGAGCUGUUCUCUGACUCGGACACUGAGGCUAACUCUCCUCCUCCUCCGGUCCCCUCGUGUCUGGAGGAUCCGGGCGUGGACCAGGACGGGGGCCCGGAGGACGAGGCCUCGGAGGAGCAGAUGGAGAACGACAAAGUGCAGGAGUUUCCGAGCAGCGGCAGCGACUCUGUGCUCAACACCCCGCCCACAACGCCAGAGUCUCCCUCAGGAGGAGGCAGCGUCGUGGAGGACUCCGGUCCGCCGCAGCCGCCCUCCCCGCCGCCAUCGCUCCCCGCCACUCUCCCUCCAGAGCCGCUCUCUGACGCUCUCCCUCCAGGACCCGCGCAGGAGGAGGCGGCAGGUGGGCGCAGCGAGACCGACAGCAGCACAGUGGAGGUGGAGAGUCUGGGCGGGGAGCUGCAGGACCUCCCUCAGGACGAGGGGGCCGGAUCCCCCUCCAAGGUGUUUGACGUCAGCCUCUCCUGCAACAGCAGCAGCAGCUGCAGCCUGGAGCUGAGCGGCAGCAGCGUGCAGGACAGCGAACAGAAGUCCAAAGCGUCUGCGAGUCAGAAGCGGCCGAAAGAACCUCCGAUGGUUGCACCCGCAAAGAAACACAAGCCAAGCCGUAAGAGCCUCGGUGUGCCUCCCAAAAAGAACAGGAAAACAGGUGAGCGGAGCGACGACUCCCGCCUGCACAGGAACACAGCAGCAGCCAACAGCAGCGACAGCGAGGACCAGUCUGUGGAGGGCCCGGCCAAACAGACGCCGUCCAAGAUCAGCACGCCAGACGUGAAGGCCGCCGUGUCGCCCAAGUGUCACGGUCGAUCUCCUCCCUCCAGCCAUAAGUACCACAAACAGAGCGACACUGAGCACGCUCAGCACCGAGACAGCCACGGAAGAUCUCCACGGGUGUACAAGUGGAGCUUCCAGAUGUCGGACCUGGAGAAGAUGAACAGUCUAGAGAGGAUCUCGUUUCUUCAGGAGAAGCUGCAGGACAUCAGGAACCACUACCUCUCCCUCAAGUCCGAGGUGGCCUCAAUCGACAGGCGGCGAAAACGCAUGAAGAAGAAGGAACGAGAGAGCACCGUGGCAGCUUCCUCUUCCUCCUCCUCCUCCUCCUCCCCGUCCUCUAGCUCGCUCACAGCAGCCGUCAUGCUAACGCUGGCCGACCCCCCGGUGUCCUCCUCGUCCUCCUCGUCUCAGAACUCUGGGGUUUCUGUGGAGUGUAGAGCUUGUGCUUGUAAGAGAAGUGUGGAGGUUUGGACGCCGGUCUGAAGCUAAAGCUGUAUGAAAACGUUUCUUGAAAACGUUCUGGGUCACAGAUUACGAGAGAGUAAAAGGAGCUUAUUGAAAAACGCUCGAUAGUAUUUAUUAGGCUCAUCUGAUGAUGGUCGAUGUGUAAUUUAUUGUAAAAAUGUAAGCAAAGCAGAAAAGCCUCUGUUUGAAAUAAAUGCCAUAGUUUGUGAAGUA